Molecule: messenger RNA, 774 nt
Organism: Rotaria sp. Silwood1
Lineage: Eukaryota; Metazoa; Rotifera; Eurotatoria; Philodinida; Philodinidae
Source: the annotation of a GenBank genome assembly
AUGACUUGCGAUGUAAAUUCAUCAAAAGAAUUGCAAAAUAUAAAAGAAUUUAUUUUAAUUGAUACAGAUAAUGAUCGUGAUUUAUUUGAAAAUAUUUUUAAAUGUUUGUCAAAUCUAAUAAACAUUCAUUUAGAUUUUAAUCGUAUAACUUUUAUAUCAGAAAAUUUUGUUAAUCAGAUAAAAUAUUUGAAUAGUUUAUCAUUAUCAGACAAUGCAACAUUAAUAGUGAGGUAUCUACUUAUUAAUCGAUUAGAUAUACCUAAAUCUUUUCAAGAAUUAAUAAUUAAUAUUUGUGGCAUUGAGCAAACUAAAUUACCUAAUCAAGUUGAGGGUAAAGUUCGUCGUCGCCGUCAAUACCUUUACAAUAAUUAUGGUAGUUAUGCACUUAAUCCUGCAGUAGCAUCAUACUAUGACACUAAUACUGCUGAUAUCUAUAAUAAUAAUGCCCAGCAAAACAAUCGUUUCAUUGUUGGUGGAGUAGCUUAUCAAUAUCCAACACCUGUCAAUGUUAUGAGUGGUGGGUCAUACAACCCCCAACAAUAUAAUGCGUAUCCAAGUGGAUCUGGUGCUUAUUAUUAUGCUAAUAUGAACAAUAUGCGAUUACCAUCACCAGAUGGAUGGUAUUCAGCGUAUUAUUUUCAAGGAUAUCCAUUUCUACCAAUCUUUAAUAGUGCUCAGCGUCAUGCAAAUAUGUCACUUAUUACUAAACUAUUUUUUAUGGUUUUUAUUUGCCUGAUUUUGUAUCAAUGUUUUGUAAAUACAUAUUUUAUAUAA